This is a messenger RNA of Stylonychia lemnae, 546 nucleotides long. NCBI's taxonomy places the organism in Eukaryota, Ciliophora, Spirotrichea, Sporadotrichida, Oxytrichidae. The record is from the annotation of a GenBank genome assembly.
AUGUUGUGGGAUUCAAUCAGGAAAGACUAGUUUGAACACAUCAAUGUUAUCUUAAGUGCUAAUUUUCCAGUCAAUGCUCCCUUGAAUAUCUUAGGUUUAACAGCAUUGCAUUAUGCGUGUUCUUCUGGUAACCAAUAAGUGCUUGAUACAAUUUUCAACUUUAAUCCUGAUGUUAAUUAUGGACGAACUCCUUUGCACAUGGCUGCCUCGAAUAACUAGAUAACAGCUUUGAAUAUGCUGCUCAAUCAACCUACAAUUGAUAUAAAUGCUUAAAGCAGUGGAGGAGAAACAGCACUUCACAAAGCUAUUGCUUUUAGUUCAAGAGAAUCAAUUGAAAUCCUAAUGCAGCAUCACCCUAAUUUGACAUUGUAAAACACUUCAGGAUUCGAUCCAGUGCAAUUUUCAAGGAUAUCUUCACCAGGCAAUAAUCUGUUCAAUAUUGUGUCUCAAUAUCUAACCACAUUAAACUAUCCACCACUAUUGCAUUUGCAAUAGAAUCAACUUCAAAUCACAGAUCAAGAAAUGAGCGAAGAAUAGGGUAAUUGA